Molecule: messenger RNA, 1809 nt
Organism: Glycine soja
Lineage: Eukaryota; Viridiplantae; Streptophyta; Magnoliopsida; Fabales; Fabaceae
Product: F-box/FBD/LRR-repeat protein At1g78750-like
Exons: 4
Coding region: 375-1511 (378 amino acids)
Molecular function (GO): protein binding
Source: RefSeq, a predicted model, not a curated record
CUCUCUUCUUCCAAAAUCUUUCAGACAACACCUCCAAAAACCUCCUCUGGGCACCGACUCUAAUGCGAUUUUUGGCUUGUCAUGGCUGCAGCUUGAAAAAUUAAAUCGAUUAAAACGUUUCUCACAUUCUAUUAUUCAUUUCCCCCCAAAAAAUUCCAGAAAAUAGCACCUUGGCCAAACCCUAACUAUCAAGUUAUUGUCGUUGUCGGUCAUAGUGAGAAGAAUGAUUUUUCUUCUGUCAUUUUUCCUUUUCCUUUUCUAGAAAAUCCCUUAAAUCCUCGAUAUCUAGUCACCAACUCUUAUGCCCUCUUCUUUUCCUCCUUUUGUGAUUUCCAUCUUCUUCAACAAAUCUAAAGGUAGUGUGAUGGGUAUCAAUGGAAGGAAAAGAAACUGAGGGAAUGUUGAAGAUGACGACAGAUAAGAGACAACAGAAGCGAAUCAGAAGUGACAGAGAAGACGAAAGGGACAGGCUGAGUGAGUUGCCUGACUGUGUUGUGCUCCACAUAAUGGAAUUUAUGGACACAAAAUAUGCUGUACAGACUUGUGUCUUGUCUAAAAGAUGGAAGGACCUUUGGAAGCGUCUAACUUAUCUUGGAUUCAAUACAACCCUCUUUAACAAUGUUGUCAAAUUCAACAAAUUUGUGUCUCGCGUUCUGUCUGGCCGAGAUGGUUCAGUUUCCCUGCUCAAUCUUGAAUUCACGCGUUGCGGUAUGGCAGAGCCCAAGCUCUUCAACAGGCUGAUGAAAUAUGCUGUGCUGCACAAUGUUCAGCAGUUUACAGUAUCUCUAAAUUUAAGCUUCAGACAGAGUUUCGAGUUUCGCCCCUACAUCUUUUCCUGCGAGUCCUUGACAUUUCUGAAGCUUUCAUUUAAUUCUUUUGACACCUCGAUUGUAGCACUUCCAGGAUCUCUGAACAUGCCAGCAUUAAAAAGCUUGCAACUUGAGGCUGUCUCUAUUACUGCAAGGGACAAUGACUAUGCUGAGCCGUUUUCUACCUGUAAUGUGCUGAAUACUUUGAUACUUGAUGGUUGUUCGUUGCAUAAAGAUGCAAAAUUCCUCUCUAUAUCAAAUUCUAGCCUCUCUAGUUUGACCAUAAGUGGUAGCUUUGAAGGAGGAGCUUACAAAAUUGCGCUUUCUACUCCAAACCUUAGUUCUCUCACAGUCACGGGUCAUAAUAAUCACACAAUCUCCUCCGCAUGCAAUCUUUCUUUCCUUGAAGAAGUAACCAUUGACACCCUUGGUUAUACACUUUUUCCGAAUACAGACUUACUCAUCAUAAGCUGGCUGCAAGUUCUCACCAAUGUAAAGAUACUGAGGCUCUAUUCGGGUACCCUUCUGACAAUACUACGGGAUAUAUCAAAUCCUGUUUCGGUGAGUACUCAGCCUCCCUGCUUUGUUCAAUUGAAGUCAUUGAUUUUGGCGAACCAACCAUCUGCAGAUAUAUCUUUUGACCAACUAAAGAGAGCAGUGGAGUACCUACUUCAAAACUCUCCACAACGUAGAAUUGAUUAAAUCUUCAGGUUCCUUGUUCAUACAUUGUUGAUCCAGGCCCUCAAAGGAUCCUAUGUGGCUCAAUUUGGUGAGAGAUUUUUUGUUGGCUUCCUGUAUUACAUGGCCUAGUACUGUGUAGGUUCUUAAUGUCUUUAAUAAGAUUGUAGUUUUGACCUAAAACCAAGAAAAUAUUGUAGUAAUGAUGAGUAGCUGGAAGCUUGGAACUGUUCCCUUAACUAAGGAAAAUAACAGUUUGAGAAUUCAUCUCUACUAUCGGUUUUCUUUUCAUUUUUAUUUUAUUUCUAAUCAUAUCCUUGAC